This is a messenger RNA of Ambispora leptoticha, 369 nucleotides long. The record is from the annotation of a GenBank genome assembly. NCBI's taxonomy places the organism in Eukaryota, Fungi, Glomeromycota, Glomeromycetes, Archaeosporales, Ambisporaceae.
AUGUCGUCUUUACGAGUUAUAAAAGCAAGAAGAGUUUCUAUGCUCUUUCCGUUAACAAAACGCGUUUCAUUAACGUUACCUUCUUAUCCAAGUUUUCGAAAUGCGAGUGGAGGAGCUCACCAUGAGCCUGAAUGGAAUGAACCCUCUGGAUAUUUGUUUGGCGAAAAGCCUCUACCACCAGGUCAGAAACGCGUAAAGGAAGAGUGGGAAAACAUUUGGGUAUAUGGAUUCGGUGGGAGUUUCGUGAUCGGUGCUAUUUUAAAGUAUUAUGCACCAGAUACAAGCUUAAGAACUUGGGCCACGGAAGAAGCCAAAAAACGAUUAGAAGAGCGAGGAGAACUGACUGAAGAUAUGAGACGUAUGAGAUAA